CAGACAGUGUCGCGUGCAGACAGUGUCGCGUGCAGACAGUUAACAGGCCUACAUCGUCAAGAAAAAAAUUAUUAUGUACGUGAAACUAAAUCAACUGAGAAGCUGGGGUACUACUCCCAUCGCAAAGAAGGUGUUUUUAUACAGAGGUGAUUCGACCAAGUUGCAAGUAGAUGCAAUCGUGAACGCAGCCAACGAGCGCAUGCUUGGCGGUGGUGGCAUAGACGGAGCCAUCCACCGCGCUGCAGGCCGAGAUUUGUAUGACGAGUGCGAGCGUGUUGAACAGGUUAGACCGAGAGUUCGAUGUCCCACGGGUGAAGCUCGUCUAACCAAAGGCUACAAUCUUCCAGCCAAACACAUUAUCCACACUGUAGGCCCUAUCGGUGAGAAACCGGAUAAGUUAGAGAGCUGCUAUGCGUCUUGUCUGAAUCUUGCGAAAACGAACAAUAUACGUUCUCUGGCAUUUUGUUCGAUAUCUACGGGUGUAUUUAUGUACCCUAUAGAAAAAGCGACCGAAGUAGCUCUGUCUACUACCAAACGAUGGUUGGAAGAGGGCGAUAACAAUGAUGCGAUCGACGGCAUUAUCUUCACUGUAUUUUCGGAUAGAGAUGCUGAUGUGUAUAGGCAACUGCUGACUACGCACUUUGGGCCUCAGCACCGAGAAGUAGUGAAUGUGGACGCUGGGGAUGACGAAAGGGGCAACUAAAACGACACAUUUGCUUGUCAAAGCGUCGGCAGGGCAUGGUUCACAACUUCCAAGCUCGACAUGGUCUGAUUGGCUUGUGAUCGUAGAUAGAGAAAUGAGAUCGAGUGCACGCCAUCCUGAUUCGGUUUAAAUAUACUCGAUAACAUGGGAGGUACAAGUCUACGACACAAAUUAUGAUUGUGCGUACUAAUAAGAGGAAGCAAUGGAGUUGGGAGCGUAGUAAAAGAAGGGCUGAUCGCGGCUACUACAAGCCUGGAGGAUUUUAUACUCUCCCUAUUCAACGGCCUCCCAACGGUACAAAUGGGAAUUAUCGCCUUGAGAUGGUGUGCGCCACGUGCAUGCCAUCUUUCGGCCACAGAUGCCUGUGACGCUUCCAUUAAGAUCGGAAAGUAGGACUUGACCUUCGGAACGCAAUGAAUAACUUUAAAUGAGUCGUCAGGCAAAAUAGGCCCAAUACAACCAAUUAAAAAUAUCAGUUGCGAAAGUUUGUUUCUGGAUGAC
This is a messenger RNA of Sphaeroforma arctica JP610, 1204 nucleotides long. RefSeq lists its product as hypothetical. Lineage: Eukaryota; Ichthyosporea; Ichthyophonida. The record is from RefSeq and is a predicted model, not a curated record. The transcript is spliced from 2 exons. Bases 74 to 703 code for a protein of 209 amino acids.